Molecule: messenger RNA, 2362 nt
Organism: Beta vulgaris subsp. vulgaris (sugar beet)
Lineage: Eukaryota; Viridiplantae; Streptophyta; Magnoliopsida; Caryophyllales; Amaranthaceae
Product: poly(A)-specific ribonuclease PARN
Cellular component (GO): cytoplasm
Molecular function (GO): 3'-5'-RNA exonuclease activity; RNA binding
Source: RefSeq, a predicted model, not a curated record
AAUUACAAAAUUUGGGUUCAAUAUUUGCUUUGUUCAUCUUCCUUUUAAAAAAAAAAAAUGGCGCAGUGACUGAAAACAGAGCUAAGGAAGAAGAACAAAAUGAAGAAGCUCAUCAGAGUGACGCCAUUUUCUCUCUCGUCCACCUUACUACGAACCCUAACUACUUAUCAUCAUUAUUCAACAUCAACAACAACUAAUUUCUCUUUGAAAAAUGUAACAAAAUCAAACUUCGAAGAAACCCUAAUUGACCUCACUACGCAUGUAAAAUCUGCCGAUUUUGUCGCCAUUGAUCUCGAAAUGACUGGAAUUACAAGCUCACCUUGGCGCGAAUCGUUCGAGUUUGAUCGGCACGAUGUUCGAUACCUUAAAAUGAAAGAUUCUGCUGAGAAAUUCGCCGUUGUUCAAUUUGGUGUUUGUCCAUUUCGAUGGGAUUCUUCGAAGAAUUCCUUCGUUGCUCAUCCGCAUAAUUUUUAUAUAUUUCCACGUCAAGUGCUUCCCGCUGAUGGCCCAUCAUAUGAAUUCCUGUGCCAAACAACUUCGAUUGACUUCUUGGCAAAAUACCAGUUUGACUUCAAUGCAUGCAUACAUGAAGGCGUGUCUUAUUUAUCUAGACGACAGGAAGGCGAGGCUUUGAGUCGCUUGAAUUCAGUAUAUAACGGGAAAUGGGCAAAUUCUAAUGAAGUUAGAGAUUUACCUUUGGGCAAUGUAGCUGAUAUUUUAUUCUCCGAACGGAAUAUUCGGCUCAGUGAUUGGCAUGAUAUGUUGCUACAGAACAGAAAUGCCGAGCUUCCAAGUGCUGUUGAAUCUAAACAACAAUUUGAAACCAUAUUUUUUAGUAUGCGUCCUGCUCUUCGAUUGAAUGGAUUUACUUCUCAUCAGCUGAAGUUGAUUGAAUUGGUUACAAGGAAGCACUUCAAGGAUCUUGUUUUUGUGUGUGCUCAUGACGGCAGUGCCAUCUUGCAGAAGCUUAUUGUUUUUGUAGAAUCUGACAAUGAUAAGAUCAACCUUCUGGAGGAGGUGAAGUAUGGGUCUCACCAGCAAGCAACUCGGAAAAUAAAAGCAGCUGCAGGUUUCCGGCAUGUCCUUGACCUUCUCGCUGCUGAAAAGAAGCUAAUUGUAGGUCACAAUUGCUUUUUAGAUAUGGCACAUAUUUACCAUAAAUUUUUUGGUCCUCUUCCAUCAACUGUUGAAGAGUUUGUUCUCGAGAUCCACAAGUAUUUUCCUCAUGUUGUCGACACGAAAAUACUUUUAAAUGCAGACACGAGCCUUCAAAAAUUCUUGAAUAAAGCCAGCACGUCAUUGGCCUCAGCAUUUUCUCUGUUGUGCCCUGAGAUAGCCUCCGGACAAUCCUCUAAUGGUGGUGUACAUCCAUGUGUGAAGGUGGAGGUCCAGGUUGAUGACAUGAGGUCCUCAAAUUGGAACUCUGGGGCUAAGCAUGAAGCUGGCUAUGAUGCAUUCAUGACUGGGUGUGUCUUUGCACAAGCAUGUCAUAAUCUUGGUGUUGAUUUUUCUUCUGAGAAUUUAAUAGCCAGUGAGAAUAUUCAUAAGUAUGCCAAUCUGCUCUAUCUUAGUUGGAACAGUGGAGACGUGAUCAAUCUAAGCACUGGUGAUAUGAAUGAAAUUCCCGUUAUCAGUUCAGCUAAAAGGAGGUUUCUUAACAUUUUGCAUCCUAACAUAGUUUUGAUUUGGGGAUUCUCCCCAAAACUCAAGGCAAGUGACAUAAAACAAUGCAUCUGUAAAGUGUUCGGUAUAUACUCAGUUGCUUGCAUCUAUAACUUGGAUGAAACUGCAGUAUUUGUUCAGUUUAGUAAGGCAGACUUGGCUGUUAACUUCCUUGCCUUGAAGGAUAGGUUAGAAACGAGUGAUGAUUCUAUCUCUCUCCUACAUCCUUUAUCAAAGUUGUUGGAAGGUGGGAAAACCUGUGCUGCUGGUUAUGAAGUUUAUAAGGAUAUCUGCAGCUCCUCGAUUUCAAAGGUCUUGUUUGCAGAGCAAGCUGAGGCUAUUGGAAUUAAUUGGAAGACCAGAUUAAUGGAGCCGGGGAUAGAUGGACAGAACCAAGAUCCAGAAGAAUUGACCGAGAAAACAGCAAUGUCAAUCCUAUCACCGGGGGCUUCCAAAUCGAAAAAAGAUGAUCGAAAAAGCUCCUCUAAGCAGAGUUUGUUUGACAAGAUAUCAUACACUUCUGGUUCUGAAGCCGACAGAGAGAUGAAAGUAAUUAAUUCUUGUAAUUUGUAGGGCUUAGUACAAUCAUUGGAAGCUUAGCCAAUUUGAUUAGAUUUCUCAAAUUCAUACUCGAGUAAAAUAUACCCCUGUAUCAUUUCAACAGUUGUAUUCUUGGCAAUAAUAGAAGAAAAUUUUGAUA